AUGGUCAUUGGACACACACCAGCUCAGCUCGGCGAUGAUCCUAUCGUGCGGUUGCGGUUCGCGCCGCUCAUGCCCUCUGCAACCAGAGCUGCCAGGGUAGCCCUCAAAGAACGAGAGAAAAUCAGACCUCCAGACCCAGAAAAGCUCGGAGAGAAACUUGGACACAAGGAGGCUGUUGCGGGAUCUUCGAAGUUCAAGUACGACGAGAAUCGAUGGGCAAAGAUUCCCGAUCCGAGAACUGGAGUUCUGUCGGACGAUCCUUACAAGAAUCCGUACCCGUGGUUCGGAAGAGCCUUUGAUGUGCAAGCCAAGUGGAUCAAACAAGCUCGCGAUUUUCAGAGAAAAGUCAAUGAAAAGGCACUUCAAACCAAGAAUGAGAAGAUGAAGAAUAAGAUUCAAUGCGUCAAGGAUCGCGAAGCGAAACUGGUACAGAAGGAAACGACAGGAGCGAUUAUUCGUCAGGCUCCCGCUAGGAGACGUCCCGUCCAAGAAAAGACGAUGAAAGUGAAACAUGAGGCUCUUGCUGCCACUUGCAGUGGCCUGAUCAGUGCUGUUGGUGGCGAUGCCGAGGCAUCAAAGCUGUCAACGCAGGAGCCUCUUGUGAUCAUUGACGGCCCCGUUGCUCCUCCGAAAUACGUCGGAGGUUUCGUCAAACAGAAAGAGCCCGAGAGAUACAACAUGUACAGGGUAGACAAUCCUCUCGCUGCCGCAAAGAAUGUAGAUCCUGGAGAAAGGGCAAGGCGAGCAACAGCCUUCCUGCUGCUGAGCAAACCGAACAAUUCUUGGUCGAGGCAAAGGUCCCAAGAUCUGGCUACAGAGAUUGCAAUCGUUUUAGAGCUGGAAGAUUCGGGCGUUCAGAUCGAGAGAGUGCUCAAGGAGACUGGGCAAAGUUCAGCAGCGGACAGCAUCAAGAUACAAUUUUCCAUCGGUCGAUCCUGCGAGCAGGAUGGAUGCGUGGAAGAUUCCUUUCUGGAUCCAGAGUUCUUCUCGAAUCUUCUCCUCUCCUUUGUAUACGCGGUGAGAAGCAAGCACGGCGGAAUAAUGGCAGAAGAGAAAACCCGUUUCUCGAAUCUGGUAGUGCACAAGGCACAAGGACUGAUGGAAAUGAUUGAAGGAAUGCCACUCCUGUCGUGUGUUGUUGAUGUAGAGGUCAAGGAGACGAAGAGAAAAGAGAGGGAACGAUCGUUGGGCAAGUUUUCACAAGAUCAAGAGGAUACCAGAAGGAAGAUUGUGGAUUUGAUCGUCCAGCAUCAAGCGUACGAAGACGACACGCUGCUGAUUCUCCUCCUUCAAUUUGUUGGAUACUACGGAGGAGAUGACAUGGUGCUGCAAGUUUUGAUGAAAUGCGUCGAGGAGUUUGCCUUGGGCGACAGAUUUAUUCAAGUCUUUGAGAAGAUCUUUCUUCCUUUCGAACACGUUUCUCGAGGCGUGCGAUCGAAGGAGAAAGGCGGCAAGCAUUUCGAAAACUUCCUCAAUCAACUUCAUGCCCUCCAUGUGGAGUCAGAGGAGGCGUAUCCUCUUAGGACACAGGUGGAUGUGAGGGAGCACAUCAACACAUUUGUCGACUACCUGUCUCUGUAUCCCCUGGUCAAGAGCACCAAGUACGAGGAGAGCGUCUCGAGCUACCUCAGAUACGCCGAGAUUUCUCGAGUGGUCCAACAAGUCUCCAAGUUGGGAGAUGAGCUCAGUGGCAAAGAACUGGGCGAUGAGGAGAAAAUAUUCGAAGAGAACGUCAACAAGGUGAUUGUACUGAUUGACAAACAUUAUGGAGACUACGUUGAGGACGCGAAGUCUUACACGCGCUUGUUUCAUCUUGCCCUCCAGAAAAUGAUAGAGCGAUGGUCGCCAUCAGAGAGAGAAGACGUGGCUGCCAUCAUCCUGCUUGGCUUCGAGCUGUUCUUUGCAUCGGCAGCUGAAUCCUGUGACGAGGAAGAACUGACGAUCAUGACAAGAGAAUAUCUCAGCGAGAUGGGGCUGGAAGAUGAGAUGAUCAACCUUGCAUGCGGCGACAUCGCUUCUUUCUUCGUCGAUAGGAGACGAGUUGCUGCUUGA
Molecule: messenger RNA, 2052 nt
Organism: Guillardia theta CCMP2712
Lineage: Eukaryota; Cryptophyceae; Pyrenomonadales; Geminigeraceae
Exons: 25
Coding region: 1-2052 (683 amino acids)
Source: RefSeq, a predicted model, not a curated record